Penicillium malachiteum is the source of this 1404-nucleotide messenger RNA. Its product is annotated as putative DNA 3'-phosphatase Tpp1. Gene Ontology annotation, biological process: DNA repair. The transcript has 8 exons. Bases 1 to 1404 code for a protein of 467 amino acids. The record is from RefSeq and is a predicted model, not a curated record. NCBI's taxonomy places the organism in Eukaryota, Fungi, Ascomycota, Eurotiomycetes, Eurotiales, Aspergillaceae. Gene Ontology annotation, molecular function: ATP-dependent polydeoxyribonucleotide 5'-hydroxyl-kinase activity; double-stranded DNA binding; polynucleotide 3'-phosphatase activity.
AUGGCGGAAGGGGGAGCCAAACGAGCUGCGUCCCCCACUCGGACCAUCUCUCCGCCUCCGCUCCGCCGUAAGGUUGGGUCGAGUAUCAAUAAGGCUUCAGCUGCUUCCUUCUUUGCUCCGGCCUCACAAAAAAAGCCCAAAACGAUAUCAUGGCGUAUCAUUGGGACGGAGCUUGUCGUAGGCAAAUACACACCACAGAAGACGAGUAAUACGAAGACAGAGAAGAAUCGAAAGAUUGCCGCAUUCGACCUGGACUCAACUUUGAUCAAAACUCGCUCAGGAAACACAUUCCCUCGAUCAGCAGAUGACUGGCAGUGGUGGGAUGGAUCUGUUGCAACCAAACUUGGUAGCCUUCACGAAGAAGGAUACCAAGUGGUAAUCUUCUCCAACCAGAAAAAGAUCAGCAUUCAAAAAGAGCUCAAGGCCGGAAAAACCGACUCGAAAAGUCUUGCCAUGUUCAAGGAGAAAUUAACAGCAAUCAUGAGUGCUCUGGAUAUCCCAAUGAGCGUUUACGCUGCUACCCAAGCUACUGAGUACCGGAAGCCUCGACUGGGUAUGUGGCGGGAGUUCAUCGACGACUACGAUCUCGAUGUGAUUGGAGUAGAUCAUAAGAAUUCUUUCUUCGUUGGUGAUGCUGCAGGGCGUCCGAAUGAUCAUUCCUCCACAGAUCUGGGCUUCGCCAUAAACGCCGGUCUAUCUUUCAAGACACCAGAGGAGUUCUUCACAGCUGUGAUCCAGCCUCCUACGCCUGUGACACUUUUCAACCCUACUGCGUAUAUCAAGACAGAUCCAAGCGAAUCUCCCUUAGUUCCCAAUCCUUUCACUCGGAAACACCCUCUCGAACUGGUCAUAUUCUGCGGAAGUCCAGCAUCCGGGAAAUCAACUUAUUUCAAGAAUAACCUUGAACCACUAGGCUACGAACGCGUCAAUCAAGAUAUACUUAAGACGGUGAGUACCAACAAACCCAACUCGUUCGGCCGAGUUAGUCGGUAUGCCAAAAAAAACCCCCCCAAUCUAAAUAUCUCACCGCAGCGCCCAAAAUGCGUCAAAGUAGCACGCGAACACCUCGAAGCAAAACGCUCUGUCGCUAUCGAUAAUACCAACGCAGACCCAGAGACAAGACUCGUGUGGAUCACGCUAGCGAAGGAAUUGGGAAUUCCGAUUCGUUGUGUUCAUUUCCUUUCUCCGCCUGACUUAUGCAGGCACAAUAACGCUGUUCGCGCUGCCAACAAAGAACUGAAUCCCGAGGCCCGGACUUCGCUUCCUGGUAUUGCUUUUGGGGAUUUCGCGAGGCGGUUUAAGGAACCGCGUGUUGAUGAGGGAUUCGUUGAUAUCACGUCUGUGGAGUUUAAAUUCCAGGGUGAUGAGGAGGCGCGAAAGAUUUGGGGUCAAUUUUGGAUUUAG